AGAUGAUGGAAUUUAGGUUCGAUUUCUUGCGAAUAAUUUGUCAACACGAGCACUAUAUUCCGCUUAAUUUGCCUUUGGACUGUCGAGCAACUGGCGAGUUGUAUGAGUACGAGCUUACAGAUAGUUACUGCAAGAAUCACUUUCUAUGUGGACUGCUUCUACGACAGGUAGGUCGUUAUUGUUUGAUUUUGUCACUUCACUUUAAUUUUGCAUCUCUUUUCUGCAGUAGCGCUCAACCUGCUCUUCUUUACUCGAUUAUACUAUUGAUAAUAGUGAUCUUGCGUUACUUUUCACCUACCUACCUCUACUCUACUUCUACUUUACUUUACUUUACUUUACCCCUUUGUGUUGUUUCUUUGCUCACCUGUACCCCAACUGAUGUUUUAGGUUAGCCAAGCUCUUGCUGGAGGAAGACUUAUUCGUAAAAUGGCCAUUCGUAUAUUUCGUGAUUUACUGGUAAAACAUGAACUGGAUGUUAGAUAUUCUGAAAAGGUAUUUAAUUUGUAGGAAACAUUUUCUACUACGUAACCAGAUAUAUUACUCAAACCUGGGGUCCCUUAAUCUCGAAAAGGGGAUUGUGAUUGAUAAACUACAGUACCUGAAAAGUUCCUCCAAAGAAGUCCGUGAUGAUCCAUGGAGAUAGCGGAAUAUAUUUACUUCAACAUUGCUUCAAAUACUGUAUUCAUAUUCUAGUUAUUCUACCUCAAAUAUUCAUAUUCAAACUAGUUUACAACAACUCACUAUUGUAAAUUCCGCUUCCACCCCCGACAAUGAGCUGCUACUUGAAAACUUUAUUUAACAUGCACUUCUGCUUUUGCUUUCUAGCAAGGGCCUUGACCAGGCAUUAGGUACUCUUGAAAGGCAUUCGAUCUAGAAUUCGAAGCGUUUCGAUCUUUUUUAGGUAGUUUAGAUACACGCACGGCGCCCUUAUAUUACAGUCUGCAGAGCAAUUAUCAGUUGUUCUUGUGUAUAGCAUCAUUGCUCUGCAUAUGGGAGAAACAAUCCCGUAUAAACUGUGUUACACGGGUUGUUGGUUUUACAUAAUUUGUAAAAUACAAUCAACAAAGUUUUAAUUUCGGGUUUGAACGCAGAAUACCUUUCUCGAAUACAAUAUUUUUCCUAUCUUAUUUUUCAUUACAUGUGCUGUUUUGAGCCCGCGGUCAUACUGACCAUUUCCGAAGUACUUAGUCUCUUAGUCUCUUAGUAAAAUGUAACAUUACUCGGCUUAUAUCUGCACUCUAUCUUCCUUUUCCAUCACCUUUGAUAAUCGUUCUUAUCGGUUUUUACUAUAGUGUAUAUUAUACUGUAUCGAACUUUCGCCUGUUUUCCAUAUAGGAAAAACAAUCCCGUAUAGCAGCCCUGUAUCUUCCCUUUCUGACCGUAACCUUGGAACAUGCUGGAAGGUUUCCUGGCAGUCACCAUUCUGAAAAGACUUGGUCAUCUUCACAAACGAUACUUCAAGCAAGUGAUCAAAAUACAGAAACUGCUUCAGGCUCUGAUUCAUACCCUCCCAGUAUUUCUUCAAGAACUACGACAAUUGCGUCGUUGUCUGAAGCUGCUAGCAGGAUUAAUGCUCAAGUGCCUUUCGAUGAUGAGGAGACAAAAUAUUUAAUCCUCUGUAUGUUGUAUAUUUUAAAAAAUUUGGAACAAAGUAAGUACCAUACAGUCUGAAUUAUUAACAUAUAUCAAUGGCGUAAACUUUUUUUUAGAUAUAUCUGUCGUUGCAGCCAGGAAAGCUUUACUUAAACUCAUUGAUAUUAUAAAACAUUUAUUAUUGUCAGCUUUCUACACCAUAUAUACAAUUAAAAUAAGACUAAAAAGGCGAUUUCAAACAAGUUUCGUCCUUCGGACCUUUUCAAUAAAUCGCCAUGGCGUAAACUGUUGCCAAAUUUCAUUUAAAUUUCAUUUAAAGUACGUCUAAUUCUUACAAUACGUAUACACCAGGUGAUCUCGUGUUCGUAUUUUAGCCAAUCAGCGCUCAGAAAGGGUUGUCCGAAUAGAAAUCCAUUUUGAUGUAUUCAGACAAUUAUAUCUUUCGUUAUUCUUUAUGAAACCUAGUUGAAAUUAUGUAAUUAUGUUUGGUUAUGAGAACUAUAGCUCUGACAAAAAUAUGGAAUCGAAAUAAAGUAAAUUACAGGAGAUAUUCAGUUGUUUUAAUCAUAAAAUGGAUUUCUAUUUGACAACUAGUGCCAGUAUUUUUCCGCGUAUGAAGAUCACCUGGAGUACAUGGCAAUUUACAGACUAAUCCUCAAUCAAAUUACUGCUUAUAGUAGUUAUAGAAGAGUAGAAUCUUUGUCUUAUCGACUAACUUUUCGAAAGACGGGAGACUGUCCCUAGCCAUUCACUCUUCCAAAUUGCCAAUAGAGCACCCCAGUGCCACCAACCACUACUAUUAUAGAGUUAUAGCCUCAAAUCGCCCUUUCACAUUUAUAUAGCGAUUGUUCUGGAUUGGUUCAAACAGAUCUCAAGUUCAAAUUCCAAGUUAAAUUCGUGGAAUACCCCAUUUAGCACGCUGCGACCUCAGCAAGACAAGAUGUAUUCAAAAUUUUCGUCUGUUAUCGACUUCUUUGAUUUACUUCAGUAAGUGGACAAUGGUUAUUUAUAUCAGAUUAUCAUUGAAUAUAUUUAAAAUAAAUUAUUGCAAUUGCAAUAGGAAAACAGGACAUGAUCAAGUCCUUGUAAAUGACUUCGAUUGCGAGGUCUUAAAAUCCGAUUCACUGAACUCAACCCGAGGAUGAAAUUUAAUCAAGUCCCAAUCUCUAGAGUUGAUGAAACUUAGCCCAGUGUUAAGGCUUGGUCAAACUUCAUGCAGUCCUGGGAUUUUAUCAAUCUUAAUCCAGUCAUAUAGACCUUGCAAGAUCAAAGUUUAUCUAAUCUUUAGACUUCAUCAAACUUAAUGCAGUGCAAAGAUUUGAUCAAAUUUCGUCCAGUCCUAGGUCUUGAUCAAACUUCACCCAUGCAGUCGCAGGACGUGUCAAACUUCAUCCAGUCCUAGGACUUGAUCAAACUUCACCCAGUCGCAGGACGUGAUCAGACUUCAUCCAAGCCUAAUACUUGAUUAAAUGUACUUGACAGGUUUUGAGUAUCAUCACAUGAACCAAAUAAAGCAAUAUGCUUCGCUAACUUGUUCACUCAUUAGAAAUAAGUGUAAGAUAAUAUUAACCACUUCUCAACGUGGCACGUUGAACAUGCCACGUUAUUAAUAAGUAGUAUAUGAUUAUUUUGUGUAUGUUGGUGUUAUGUACUCGGUGAAUAUGAUGUUUGUGAUGUUACUCUGAGUGUGCAUCCACACCGGGCAAGCUGAAAAGUUAGCUUGGCCACGGUUAGCCUGCAUGGCAGGCGGUCCCUAAAAUCGGGCAGGCUAGGCCACGGUAGGAAUCGAACCCGCGACCUAUAUGUUGUGAAUACAAACUUAUAAUUUGUCAUUUUCUUCAGACUUAGCGUGAAACACCUCCAGUAUCGAGGGAAAGCAAGCAUAACAACUCAGAGGUACCAUCAAUGACAAUGAUAUAUUUAAUUUACAUAUAAUAUUACAUAUGAUAUAUUUAAUUUAUUUUUAUGAUCGAUCAGUUCGUACCACAAUUCUAUAUAGGCCUAUGUAGUAUACGUGAUAAUGUAUACUCAAACGUUUGAUUGUUUUAUCUAGUUAUAUAAACUAUUUAAAGACAUUUGAACUUUAAAAUAUGUGUUUCUCUUAUUUUUAGCCCUCCAAAGCAUGCUGUCAAAUCUUAUUUUGAGCAGAAAUAUCAGGAAAAUAUUCGUCCAACACGCGCCUCUCUGAAAAGCCAAAAUCAAGCUGGUAAGUCACUAUCAGGACAUAACAAAAUUAUAAAUUCAAAAAUCGCCUAAUAUAGGUUUUUUAUUUUGUAAAUAAAUCUCAUGUUGUAUUUUUAGUAUUAUAUGUUGAUUCUCAAAUCAGAGUUUUAAAGGAAGGAAAUUUUGUUAACGAGCUUGGCCUGGUUGUUUUGGAUUUGGUCGAGUUAUUUUGCUGUCAUUUUAGGGUAAUCAUACUUUCCUUUUCUCUGAAAGUGUUGCAAGAUUGUAGUGAGUAAUGUAAUAAGAUUUGAUAAAUUUUCUUUUACAGUUUCACUUAGAAAAAGACGAGGGAAACAAUGUCGUGAUGAGUAAGGUGCGUAUACGUGUGUGAGAUGGUGUGAAAGGGGUAAUAUACAUUUAAGUACGGGUUAGGAUAUAUUCCUGUCCAAUCAGGGAUAAAUGGUGAACAUCGUGUUUGCUACUGAUUCUUGGCUAACAUGGAAAGAACGUAAAACUUUCAGUCUAGAUCAGGAGUGCAUGUUAGCAAGAGAUAAUAGAAAAUCAAAGGUUUAUUUCAUAAAAUUGUUUUUGUAGGUGUUUGGUGUUUUAUUAACUUUCCUUCAAGUUGGUCAAUCUGAAAAAAUGCUAAGACAUGUGUUUGCAAGUUUGAGAUCUUUUAUCCACAAGGUAAUGUUGUAAAUUAUAUUAUAUUUUAAUAUUAUAUGUAACAUAUCAUUCCUUAAACAGUUUUGAAUCUGGGUGAUCUCUCAUAAAUAUUAAUCUUAUUUUUGUAAUCUCUAUUCUCAGUUUCCGACAGCUCUAUUCAAGGGUGCUGGAGAGCAUUGUGGUCGUCUGAUUUACGAGGUAGCGCCUAUAUAUGCGUACUGUGUAGUGGGUUACAGUAUUUCGAAAAUUUUAAAUCGUCGUCUGAAUAGACGAUAUAUUAAAGAUGGGUUUAAGAAUUCCAAAAAUGGAUAUAUGAAAAAUACCAUAUCGUAUUCUACCAUCUUAAAAAGACACAGAACGAUAUUUACAUGCAUAAGAUCUUAAACAAGACAAUUUAAAAUUGUUAAAUAUAGUUUACUCACAGAAAAUUUUGUUGCAAAGUGUGUAUAGUUUUUUAUUCGCCAUACAAUUUCCCUCAUGCAAAACCAAUGGUUUAAAAACUACUUGCUUACAGUAAUUCAACGACGUUUAGACGGUUUAGUUGGAAUCCUACUUUUCAAAACCCCAUAGGCAUAGUGAAUACAAUUUAAAUAUAUGUAACUUGUAAGGAAUACUAUAUUUAUAGAAUUAUAGUUAAAAUGUUCUUGAAAUUCAAUGGCAUGGUGCUAUACAUAUAUAUUAUAUGCUUCUGCUGAUUUUAAGUAAAGAAACACGAACUGUUUUUCUUUACAUUUGGUACAUUGUUCACUUAUUUUGUGUACAAUUGUUUUCGCAAAGUACAGUAGCUUAUAAAAAACAUUGUAUUUUAGGUUCUAAGAUGUUGCAGUAGUAAGCUGGAAAUUGUUCGUCAUCAGGUAAAAAUCCCCUGAGUUCCUCUGUUCUCAUGCAUGAUUCGUCUAGGUGUAGUGAUAAGUAAACACACUCGUGGUGUUAUAUCAAGUCUGGGUUGCGUUGCUGAUUCCUUUUUCAGGGUUCCUACAAAACUAGAAACUCCUUGAAUUUGAAACCAAAAAUGCUAUAGGCCUAGUGAAAGUCCAUGAAUUUAUAAAGAAGUGCUUGAAAGAAAGUCCUUAAAUGUGUCUUGCUUUAGUUUUUGGAUAUUUUCUAAAAUUUGUCAGUUUAUUAUCUUCUGUGCCUAUAACAUUAAAAAACAGUCAUUUUGUUGAAUUGAUUUUGUUCAUGUCUUACAAAGCUGUUUGAAAAAUAAAAUUCAUUAAAGUAAUUUCAAUGACUGUGAACAGUUUAAAGUCACCUUUAAUCCUUGAAUUUCUUUAUACAUAGCCUUGAAAGUGCUUCAAUUUUUCUCUUCCUGAACUGUACGAGCCCAGCUUUUGUUCUGCUCAUGAGUUAUUAUUGAUCUGGCAAGCCAUGAUAAAGUGUGUUUAAUGUUAAUUAUCAGGCUCAUUCUCUGCUGUAUCUAUUGAUGAGAAGUAAUUAUGAAUUUAGUGGUGGAGCUGGUUGCAUUCGAGUACAUCUACAGGUGAAUAGAGUUUAUAUAUAUUUUCGAUUUUAAAAAUACUUCAUUUUGCAAUAUUCCUUAAUAAAUCUUUUAUCCAGGUUUUAGUCGCUGUCUCGAAAUUGAUUGCCUUGGGCCAAGAUGGAGCUUCAAUGAGUAGUUCAUUAAUUGCUUUAAGAAAUUAUGUCAGUGGUGAUAAAGUAUUAAUGGUAAAUCGUGUAGUAUUGCUUAUACACAAUACAAUUGUUCCCCUUCACUAUAUCUGUACAACGUCUCCUUUUUUGUAAAAAUCUAUGUUUAAAACAUUCAUUUUUAAAGUCGCCGUAUAUAAUAUUGUUUCUCUGUCUAGUACACAUCUUUAAGUACGGAGGUAAAAGAUCUUAUCAAGAAAGUUCACACUGUUCUACAAGCUACAUCUCGAAUGAAGGUAACUAUGCAUGUUUACGUUUAACAAACCCUCUAUGUUGAU
Messenger RNA from Paramuricea clavata, 6347 nucleotides. Lineage: Eukaryota; Metazoa; Cnidaria; Anthozoa; Malacalcyonacea; Plexauridae. The record is from the annotation of a GenBank genome assembly.